This is a messenger RNA of Lepisosteus oculatus (spotted gar), 3309 nucleotides long. Lineage: Eukaryota; Metazoa; Chordata; Actinopteri; Semionotiformes; Lepisosteidae. The record is from RefSeq and is a predicted model, not a curated record.
UCCAAUGAGACGCGAGCGUGUAAUGUUUGAAAUUGUAGUUGAGCAGUUGAGAGAAAUAGUUUUCUUUUAGGGCAGCGUGUUAAUUUCUUAUUAUUUUUAUUUAUACGGCUAACAGAAGAACUCCAGAGCUCAUCCGAAAAUAGCAGGCCCGGUAGAAUAACAGCCACACAAAUGACUACGAGGAGAAGGUCGUCGAUGAAUAUUGGAGUCGGAGAGGAAGGCUUUGGUCCUCAAGGCAAGUCAAUGGAGAGGACCCCUUUAAAGAGCUUCCAGAAUGGUCUCUGCGCCUCGUCGUCCACACUCACACCCCUGUUCAGCAAACUCAAGAUAAAGGAGAAUAAAAAGCACUUGAAUUUGAACUCCAUGCCUAGUUGCCCCGUUUCAAGAAUCGAUUUUAGUACCGAGGCUGCCAGGAAGGCCAGUGCUAUUGAAUCCCACCUGCAGCCUCUGGGAGAAAUGGGAGAGUUCAAGGAGAACGCAGAGCCACUCAGAGUAACGGAAGAUGAUCGAUGUUCCCUGGAAUACCGCUUCCCAGAUUCCCUUCCCGUCCUGCCUGCUGUCGGUCUGCCCCAGUCGGAGGCAGUAAGCACCCAGCCGCUGCCAGGCCGCGGAACUGCAGAGGAGACCUACGUUGUAGAUGAGUCCCCAGUUGACACCGUACCCGGUGUGACCACAGGGAGAGUCCGUGACCGUGACGGGGCGUCACAGGGCAAUGUGACGGAACAUCUCUCCGGUGACUCCCCACCAUUUCCGAAAGCGGACUCUCCUGGUGAGAUCAACAGCACUAUGGAUGCCGUCAGCUUAGAGUUCCUUGGAGCAGAUGUAGAGAUUUGGGACCUUCCUGAGGCUUUGGACGGGACAACUCCAGAUUCUACUGUGGGACAAGCAAAUGGAAGCACGUUCAUCGUUCAAGCAAGUGACCCAGAGGAACUACAGACCUUAAAUGAAACGACCCACCUGCAUGGCACCACUGUCCGUGGAGAAGCGAUCAGUGCUCCUGCGAGCCGUUUCGGCAGCAGCAGGGCGGCCGAUGGUCAUUCCCUUGAUAUUUCGAUGAAGAACGUGAGCUUUUUAAGCGAUAACCCUUAUGUUGAUGCAGCGCAUGACUACUGCGUUGCACCAGCUCCUGUCGUGCACAAGGCUGGGGGCUCUGAGAUUCAUCCAGCUGUUCUGUGUUUACUAGAACGCCAGCCAGAUACUUUGGAAAACAUGCAGAGUGAAGAAGACGAUGAUGCCUCACCUACUGCUCUUCCAGGCGUCCCAGUAGCACUAAGUUCCCCAAUUCGAAACGCAUUACCCAUGCAGGACCAAACUGACCAGUUUUCCAGCGCUGAUACAAAACACAGCCCUUUUGCAGAAGAUCUCUGUGUGAAUGCACCAGGAACCGAACAGGCAGAGAGUUUAAUGCCACUUGGAUGCAGCCCUGUGGCUCCCAAGCAGAGUUCUGCCUCUUUGGCUGAAGGGAGCAGAGUCCUGAGUGUGCCACAAAGCGAGUCCCAGGAAGAAGAUUCGGGAAUAGGGAACGUGCUGUCGUCGGAGGCAAGGAGCCUGCAGCUUGCAACUGAGGCUGAGGCAGAGCUGCCUUUUGAGGCAGACCCAUCAGCCUCUCUUCCCCGUCCAUCCCUGGAGGGGUCGAUCUCCGAGUCGUUCCAAAACGUUCUGGCGACCCCGGUGGAAAGGGCCCCCGUAUUAAGCAGAAGCGUCAGCCUGCUCUUGAAGAGUUUGGUGAAUUCUUCCGACAAUCAAGCCGCCGGCUCGCCUGCCGUCGGAACGGGGCGCGGCUCUGAUGGGUGUGACCCCGAUCCCAGGUCUCUUAGCCCAGCUGCUGACUCGGAGCACGACUUCUUCGGCAGUGGCAAGAGAAAGCUGGCAAGCCCCGGUGUUGGCAGUCUCAACAAGUUGUGGAGAGCAAGCCCUUACAGCCCUUUCCCUCAGCCGCAGCUGAACUCCACAGCCGCGAGCCUGGGAGUUAAAGAAGACUGGGAUGUGAGCAUAUUAUCGGGCUUAGAAGAGAAGCCCGAACCUGUCUCUUCGGUAAAGGUUAAUGACGCUCAUCCUGUUAAGGCCUCAAUGGUGGAUAAGCCUGACAAAAUGGGGGUGCACGCAGCAGAAUCUCUCCCUGGAGGAGGGUGCAGUUUGUCCCGCACCAAGGCCCAGGCCCUGCAGCAGCAGCUCCUGCAGAUGGCCGAAAUCCUGAUGUUUCCUUUGCCGUCCGGCGCACAAGGUGCCCCGGCCUCCUCCUCCUCCUCUGUGGAGCUGUGCCCUGUCGGCACCUGUACCACCCCUGUGCACCGGACUGAACGAAGCGUCAACACGUCGGGGGUGUUUGAGAGGAAGAGGGAGAUCUCGGUGGCCGAAAUGGGGACCAACACGGAUUCUCUGCUGUGGAACCUUCCUGACCCUGAGAGCCUUCAAGCCCUCCCCCGGGCGGACCUGGAGAUGCGACUGACCUCGGCCCUGAUCGUGAUGGAGGCCUUGUCGCAGCAGGUGGCCAGUGCGAGGGCCCGUGGCCAGGUGGUGCGCCCGGGACCGUCCAGUCUGAGGGAGACGUUUGUGCAGACGGACCUCACUGAGCUCAGCCAAGUGGAGCACGACAAGGUGGAGCAGCAGUACCAAGAGCUGUACGUGGGGGCCGUGCAGCGCGUCCGGUCCCUGGAGCUGCCUCAGGAAGAACUCCAGGCUCUCCUCCAGAGGCUGAAGGACGUCCGGGAUGAAGUGUUUUCCAUGAGCACGGAUACUGCAGCUGCCCUCACUAUGGCUCAAGAAACAUUUGACCUCAGCAAAGCAAAUCAAGACGCCUCUGCCAAGCAGAUGUCUCGGAUGAAGGGGCUGCAUGGAAGGAGCAUGGAGAUGCUGAGGAAGAUGAGGGAAAAGGUUGUGGAGAGCCAGCGCCAGCGGGAUGGCGCGAGGCAGCAGGUGGAGGAAGCCCUCAGGGCUAAGGAGGCGGCCCAUGCUGUCGCUGAGGCCCUGAGGUGCCACUCCGCCGCCCGGAUCAGAGAGCUGGAGCAGAGCGUGGGCUCGCACCAGGAGCUCGUCGCCGCCCUCAGACUGGCACGCCCGGAGCAGGAUGCCCUCAAUGAUGGAGUUGCAGAAUCACUCCAGUCCUUUGAAGAGCUCUGUGAAGCAAUGAAGUCCGAUGGCCUGCAGAUGAGAGAGCAGCUCACGGUUCUGACCGAGAGGCUGCGGGAGGCCGAGCAGGACAGGGCCCUGCUCCAGCGAGAGAAUCAGGAGCUGUCCACCAGACUGUCCUCUGCCGAGGCCUGGCAGACCCAGCUGAGCCAGGCCCUCAGUGCAGAGACCGAACGGUGA